Messenger RNA from Leptonychotes weddellii (Weddell seal), 3156 nucleotides. RefSeq names its product G protein subunit alpha 12 (gene GNA12). Gene Ontology annotation, molecular function: guanyl nucleotide binding; D5 dopamine receptor binding; G-protein beta/gamma-subunit complex binding. The record is from RefSeq and is a predicted model, not a curated record. Gene Ontology annotation, cellular component: cytoplasm; heterotrimeric G-protein complex; brush border membrane. Gene Ontology annotation, biological process: adenylate cyclase-modulating G protein-coupled receptor signaling pathway; Rho protein signal transduction. NCBI's taxonomy places the organism in Eukaryota, Metazoa, Chordata, Mammalia, Carnivora, Phocidae.
AUGACCGUGUCCCUUCAGGGGACACUGGCAUCAGGAGCUACCAGUGACCAGAUCCUGCUGCUGGGCGCGGGCGAGAGCGGCAAGUCCACCUUCCUCAAGCAGAUGCGCAUCAUCCACGGCCGCGAGUUCGACCAGAAGGCGCUGCUCGAGUUCCGCGACACCAUCUUCGACAACAUCCUCAAGGGCUCAAGGGUUCUUGUUGAUGCACGAGACAAGCUUGGCAUUCCGUGGCAGUAUUCGGAAAAUGAGAAGCACGGCAUGUUCCUCCUGGCCUUUGAGAACAAGGCGGGGCUGCCUGUGGAGCCCGCCACCUUCCAGCUGUACGUCCCCGCGCUGAGCGCUCUCUGGAGGGACUCCGGCAUCAGGGAGGCUUUCAGCCGGAGGAGCGAGUUCCAGCUGGGUGAAUCGGUGAAGUACUUUCUGGAUAACUUGGACCGGAUCGGCCAGCUGAACUACUUUCCUAGCAAGCAGGACAUCCUGCUGGCACGGAAGGCCACCAAGGGCAUUGUGGAACAUGACUUCGUUAUUAAAAAAAUCCCUUUUAAGAUGGUGGACGUGGGCGGCCAGCGGUCCCAGCGCCAGAAGUGGUUCCAGUGCUUUGACGGGAUCACGUCGAUCCUGUUCAUGGUGUCCUCCAGCGAGUACGACCAGGUGCUCAUGGAGGACAGACGCACCAACCGGCUGGUGGAGUCCAUGAACAUCUUUGAGACCAUAGUCAACAACAAGCUCUUCUUCAACGUCUCCAUAAUCCUCUUCCUCAACAAGAUGGACCUCCUGGUGGAGAAGGUCAAGACCGUGAGCAUCAAGAAGCACUUCCCCGACUUCAAGGGCGACCCGCACAGGCUGGAGGACGUGCAGCGCUACCUGGUGCAGAGCUUCGACUGGAAGAGACGGAACCGCAGCAAGCCACUGUUCCACCACUUCACCACCGCCAUAGACACGGAGAACAUCCGCUUCGUGUUCCAUGCUGUGAAGGACACCAUCCUGCAGGAGAAUCUGAAGGACAUCAUGCUGCAGUGAGGGAGGACGCCCCUCGCCCGCGCCCACGGCAGCCGGGCCCGCGGGGGCUCCCCGGAUCCGUGCCACCCACGCCCGGCCCCGGAGUGCCGCCGCACCGGCCACGCCGGCCACGCUCCAGGCCGGGGACACGGACACGCGGACGUUAGCUACUGAACCCGGGGCGUAGUCAAACUACUGAGAAUCCAAGGGGUCCCUUUGGUAUUCACGCGUAAUACCUAGUAACACAGCUUUCUCUCUCUCUCCAGAAACUAUUCCUUCUCUGACACGGUUUAAUCGAGGGUGGAGUGUUGACGGUGGGCGUGCACACGCCUGCACACGCACACUCAGUCACGACAGCACAAACAGCUGGCCUUGCAGACGGCUUUUCCCGCUAACUUGCGAGUCUUCCGUGAGACAGACGAGCCCGAGAGCUUUGCCUCACGGUGGUCUGCGGCGCCACCUCCCAAAGCGCACGCGUUGCCUUGGAAAACCCUAGUGCCGGUUCCUUGAGAGACCCUGGUCCAGGCACCCAUGAUCUGGCCAGGGGCCCCCAGCUUUAGAGGGUGGGCGUGGGCUUGCCUUAACACCCCACGGCCGGUGCGCCGGCGGUGGGCACGCCUGUUACACGCACCCGCCCUCCCUCCCCCUGGCCUCGCAGGUGACUCUUCUUUCAAGUCCUGACACCUGCAGUGGGCUGUAUCCGCCUUCCCUUCUUUCGGAAGGUACUAGAGCGCUUCCCCUUCCCCUCGGGGCUUCUGAACACUGGCAGGAUUCCUAGCACAGCCUCUGUGAAUGCCGCAGCUGACCUUUCAGAAAGCCCAGACUCUCAGAGUUUCUGCAGACUGCCCCCACCCCGAUGCCUUUGGACGGCCGGUCCCCGCUUGCAGCUCUGCUGGGGGUCUUGAUUCUUACCAAGGUCUCUUGCUUCCAUUCGUGUACACAUGUCACCAGCAAACACUGCCGGACAUGGCUCUCAUCCGGGAGAAGCUGCCCAAGCCCGUGAGUGUGGACACGGGAGGACAAAUGUCCCUCUCUGUGCCCUUGCCCACUUACCUUUGUGCAGGCGUCGCUCCCUGGCUGUCAGCACACUGCAUCCCAAGCUGGUCCCGCUGUGCGUUCCUCUCCUAGGACGGUGUGUCUGGUGUGUUGGGACUUUCCCCAGCAUUGAAAAGGGAACAAAAAGAGCUUCGUCUAACCGGUACCAGACCAUUACUGUGGCCCCCGUCCCAAGGCCGUCCUCUUCCCAGUCCUGUGUCCCUUUCACAUCUCCCUCCUGGCUCCUUUCCAGCAAGCAAGAUAAACAAGAAUCUUGUGGCAGAUGCUGAUCCAGAAGGAAAGGGCGCGCAACCUGCUUCUGAGUCAUCCUUGUUAUCAGUGUUCAUAAUGAGGCGACAACAUGAAAUUCUUUCUCUUUUGGUGCUCGAGGCUUUGUGUCCGUGUAUGUUAGAGUUCUGGUUUUUUUGGCUGGGAAAAAAACAUGGCUGUUUGUGUACUGCUUCUGGGGCUCCUCAUAAACUGAAGGAUGUGACCCAGGGUCAGUGCCGAUGACCGGGGCUUAAAGGAAAAGGAGCACUCUUGGCAGGCUCCCUCAGGGUGGUCUGGGGUCCUUCCAGCCCUGUCCCCAGGGCGGCGGGCCCCCCCUCACGAGUCACUCACUGUCAGGGCCUCACCAGCUGCCACUUACUGAUGGAGGAGCCGUCACCCUGGCCCCGGCCGCUGCCCGCUGGCACUCGGGGCGCCUUGGGCUGGGCUCCGCCCGCCAUGUGCACCACGCUCCGGCCCCUUUAACACCGCGGGCAGGAGAGGCGGGGCUGCGUGCUGAGCUGCGUGGGGGGCCGGGCAGGCGCCGCGGCCUGGGUCCCUGGGCGGACGGGGUUGGGGGGGUGGUCUCUGAAGGCCCUGGCUCGAAGUUCUGGGCUUCAUCGGAAUCGGGGAAAGAAACUUUUUGCAAGGCUCAACUAAAACCAUUCACAGCUUCCCCACACAUAGACUGUAGUUGUUUUUUGUCUCCAAAACCUUCGGCUUUUGUAUUUUUUUUAUUUUAAUUUCACUGUUAUCCUUGAUUAUUGUCUUUUUUAUUGAGUUGUUGGAGAAGCAGGAGAUAGUCAUGCCUCAUCUAUUAUUGCAAAAAUGUAACAAUAAACUUCCUCAAAAUAA